Messenger RNA from Plasmodium vivax (malaria parasite P. vivax), 4671 nucleotides. RefSeq lists its product as hypothetical. Bases 1 to 4671 code for a protein of 1556 amino acids. The transcript has 2 exons. NCBI's taxonomy places the organism in Eukaryota, Apicomplexa, Aconoidasida, Haemosporida, Plasmodiidae. The record is from RefSeq and is a predicted model, not a curated record.
AUGUUGGAUCAGGAAAAUGUGAAGCUUAAAAGGAUAAACGAAAAACUCCUGUCCAUGCUAAAUAAGUACAGGUGCGCAUAUUUGAUGUCUCUCGAUAUUGUAGCGUUUUACGAAGAGGUAAUCAGAAGGAGAUGCAGAGAAGGUGGAGGGAAGGACCUUCUGGAGGGACAGAAGAGGAGGAAGCAGUUGAAUGACACAUGGGAGGAAGAAGUGGUCUUAAGAAAGAAAUUAAAAAUGAAGUUACCAGGGAAAGAAGCCUCUUUUGAGGUGACGCUGUGUGGGGGCGUCGGCGAGGGGGUAGACAGUGCGCGGGGCGUUUGCCCCCCGUUGGCAGGAGGGGAAGACUGCAGUGAUGAGAGGGAUAGUUCGGGCGAUACGCCCGCAGAAGCGGCAGUAGAAACGGCAGUAGAUACGCCAACAGAAACGCCAGUAAAUACGCCAGUAGACACACUCAACGCAGUGCCUACUUCUGCGACCAACGCCCCCCACGCAGCUCACCAGCCCGGGCAGGGAAGCUCCAACGCCAUCCUCCACGAAAGGAACAAAUCCAACUACGUAAACCUGGGGGCCCUAGACUUCAGUGCAUACAGAGAAGACUCCGAAGGUUACGUAAAGUAUUUCGAAAAGAAGAAAACGCAGUUGAGCAAUGAUAAGGUGAGCACAGAAGCAGAACCAAAUUACAACAACGCUGGUAGACAGCUACACCAGUCAGAGUUCAGGAAGAGGCCUCUCUUUAAUCAGUCCGUUUAUGGGUCAAAACAGAGCGUAAUUAAAGCCUCUCCCAGCAGGGUGCUGCCCUACAGCCAUAAAAGCAUAUACAUGGACAGGCACCCCAAAUUCCAGGGCGCCAAAAAGGAGGACGCUCUCACGAAUAGGAGUGUGUAUGUUAGUGGAAGUGGGAGCGGCACCGGGAUGAGUAACUUGCUGAGUAAGCACGUGGGGGUCCCAAGGAAAGUUGUAAAAAAUGAACCGCACAAAGGGAGCUUCAUCGCGCCGUCCCAUAGGCCAAUAACUCACUUGAAUAAGAGCGUCUAUGUAGACACAAAAGGGGCCCAUAACAGGGGCAGCAAUUUGAGCGAAGGGUUGGGUGGGACAAACAAGGCUACACUGCUAAGUAGGGAUAACUUGAAAAAGGUCAGCACGGUGAGCAGGCCGAGCGGGUUGCAAAAUAGCGUUUACGUGAAGAGGAUGAACUCGACCAUUGGUAGUGGCGGUGGCGGCGGUGGUCCAAUCAGCUUUUCCCCCCCCCAUGCCAGCAAGGGCGCCCCAAACAAAAGCGUAUACAUGAGAAGCAACACACUCGCGAUUGGCAACAAAAAGAGGAAAACAAGCGAAGGGGAAGAAAGUUUCAAAUGUUUGUCGGCGAACGAAAAGGUUAAAGCUGAAGGGAAGGUCACUCAUUUGCACGAUGGGAUGGCGGCUGAGGGGGAGAAGACAUCCAGCGGAGAUGGUUGUAUCGAGGAGGAAAAUACCCUAGAUGGGACUCUCGAGGAAGAAAAGAGAAAAGAGAGCCCCAACAUGGUGGCAUACUUUCACCUUUCAUAUGAACCAUUGACUUUGAAAAAUGUUGAGCUUUUAAUGGGCAGCGAAAUUAUCGAUGGGGAGCAUUCCCUUGGUGGUAGCUCACUUGGGGAUGACACAAGCUCAGUAGAAAACGCCAAACGUGGAAAAGACUAUACGAGGGGGUGGCCACCCAGGACAGAAGGUUACUCAGCUGGGGGGGAAGAGCCCCAAGAGGGGGAAAAACGCAACGCGGGAGAUGUGCCUCUUAAGAAGGAAGCAGUUUCGAAUUUGGCGCAGAAAGGUGAGGAGAAGAGUUCCCUUCACUUAGGGGAGGUAACCCCUGUUGGGGGUGACAUGGAUAGCCAUUCGGGGGGGGAGAAAUUGGGUAUUAAACGUGCCUCUUUGCUGGGGAGAGAAGGAAGCAUCCCCCCAGGUGAUCGCGUGAAUGGGCUAGAUAAGGAUCACCCUGUGGGGGGAAGCAACAUGAAGGAGGAUGACCCAGAUAUGGAGAGGAGGAACAAAAACGACCACAUACAACCUCUUAACCAUCUCAGUGGUUGUGACCAAAUAGGGAGAGCAAAACGGACCAGCAGUGAAAUGCCCCUAAAAUUUCAAAACAUCAUUUUGAGCAUAAAUGAUGAAAUUAAAAGGAAGUUACAAGGGGGAUGUAGUGAAAAGGGUGAAGUUUCUAGUGCAUCAAAAUGUAAAGAAGCAAAUACAAGUGGGGCCAAGCCUUCAUUUACUGCAUCAGUGAGGAAGAAUUUGCUGCCGUGUGGAGAGAAUACCAACGCAGGGGUGGAGAUAGAAAGGAGUGUCAAUAACAACAGAGCGAAUCUACACAUCCAAAUGAGCACCACUGUAGGGUACGUUUCUCUGGAUAUGGUUGACCUUGAUAAAGCUAUGUACGAGGGUCUCUUCCUUUUCAAAGACGUGGAAAGGAGUUUCAUUCCGAGUGAGCAAAACGUAAAAGAUAUAGCCAUGUACGAUGAAAUUCUUAAGGGGGAAGCAAAGGGUAGCAGUAACAACACCUCUCCGCACAGCAAAAUCAAUAGUAACCAAUUAGGGCUUAGUGGAACGAGCCAAAGGAGCCUGUUCAAAUCGUCUCAGGAGGUUAAAAACGAAAUGAUGGGAGUUUUAGGAGUGUCCAUUUUUUACUCUGUCAAUGUGGAGUCCCUCUUUCCAUCAGUUUCGCUAGUCAACGAUGAAAAGCUAUCAUUGUGGUUCACCAAAAGGGUGAGAGAGAAGAAUGCGCACAAACAUGCCUUAGCCAAAUCUUUCUGUAGGGGUAGUAACCCCUUUGGGGGGAGAAUCAAAAAGAGGCUAAGUUGUAUGGGCUACUUCACCCAGCCAGUGACCAUCAUGUUGUGCUCUUUAAAACGACAAAGUGAGUUUAAAAAUUUGAAGAAAAUAGUUUCGGCGGUUGUUCUCUGCACAUGCGAUUCUACCACCUUAGAAAAGAUUUUGCACACCAUACCGGAAGCGAGUAGCAAGCAUUUUUCCCUUUGGACGGAGGCCUUGCAUAGGCUGGAAAGCCAGCUGGGGCCGAAGAGGAAAAGGAGCAUAAUUCGGAAGCUGUUGCGAGCAGGUGGGGGGGAAGAUGCACGGAAAGGCGAUAACAGGGAAAACGCACAUCUCGCCAAUCCACGUGACAGUGACCCCUACGGGGAGGACUCCGAAUCAGAUGAUAACGACGAGGAUGACGACCAAACGGGAAGGAAAAACAAACACGAUGAUCAAUUUGAGUUGAAGACGUACGAUUUUAUGAAGGGAAUGAAUACGUAUGAUGGUUGUCUAAGUGAUUCAUUUUCCUCCAAAGGGGUGGAACAGUCAGACAGUGCAACACACACACCGGUGUCUUCUUCUAGAGGAACCCUCACCCGGGAGAAGCAAAAUGAAGAGCAUUUCGAAACUUAUGAAGAUGAAGAAUUCUGCCUAUUCAUAUGUACCAUCCCAAAUGCCCACAAGCGAUUUCGCUACCUUCUGCUGAUAGAGAAUUUUAAUUUUAUUUAUGAAGAUUUGUUGAAGCAUAUUCAGAACAAGUUAAUCACCAUCGAGUUGAUAGCGAGUAAGCACCUACUCUUGAAGCAGCUUUUCUGUAACAUUUUAUUUUUGUGUAAUUGGCUAAAUGAGCCCAAAACGUACCGCUGGUUUCAGUGGGACACAGUUGUGAGGAAGGUAGAGAUGCUUCAUGGGUAUUUAGAAAAUGGGAGGAUAUCGAGGGAUAGAUGCAUGCUGCUUCUCCUGGCGCAACACACGGGGGAGAUUUUCAGCGACAAGGAACUCCACGAGAUGAAGAAGGUUAGCAAGUUUCACGUGAAGGACCUCUACGACAGGUCCAUCGAUUUUAUUAACUCUUUCCUGGAGUUGCGCGGAGAAAUGGGCACCGCGGAGUUUGCCCGCAGCUGCUGCGUGGGGGAAGUCCCCGCGGAGGUGGAAGCGGAGGUAGAGGCGGAAGCGGAGGAGGAAGACGCUGUGGGAAACCUGCUGAAGGACAAAUUUCCCGAAAAGGUGCACCAAUUUGUAGAAGAAGUGUACGGGAAAAUGCUCCUAAUAAUUUCGCGGCUAGUCCUACUGAUAAAGCAAUACUUAGCACUUGUCAUAUGGCUGGGAGACAUCAGGCCGUUUUACCCUCUCUUUAGUUACGUGGAUAAAACGAGGAAGGUGAAAUACUCACAGGAUUUGUUCGUAAAUUUGGUGGCCUUCUUCGAGUCCUACAAUAAGUAUAUUCAUAUGAUCCAAAAGGAUAACGAAAUGGGUAAGAACAGCGAAAGGAAGAGACAUGCACUGUUGGAUGGUGACACGAGCAGCUGUUCUUCCCGACCGGGGUUCUACUCGCCCACUUUGGAUGAUGCAUCUCUGCAGGUGGGCGGGAAUUUGCGCGGCACGAACGGGUUGGAACGUCCCGGUGGAGCCAGAAGGGCGGUUGAUGGGAACGCGGGGGGGAGGAAAAGUGACCAUGGCGGGGCGGUGAACAUGUAUGGCGAUCCGUUUGGUGACUCCUCCAAAGCGUUAAACACGGAGGUUAAAAAGAGAAAAUCGCUGACGAACACCGUGGAUUACGCGUGCGAAGUGAAGCGGAAAAGCGUGGAGAAGGAAAGGAGACGCAGAUCUGUUAGGCAGACGAGUUUCGAAAAGACGUGUGAGGCGGACUUUGAGCUGUCCGACUAG